GACGUUUGAUGUGAUUUGAUUUUCGUCUGGAGAAUCUGGUAUAUAUGCCUCCAAGUCAGUUGCAUCCACCUUUCCUUCUCCCUUCUGACUACUGCACAUAUUGGACAUAUCAAGUUCCGCUAUUCUUCUGCAAGCACGCCCAAGAAUAAACAUACAACAUUUGAAAACUCCUUCACCUCUCACACCACAAUCAUGGCUGCCGCCGUGGACCACACCACUUCGGACAUGCCCCCCAAGUUUCCCCUCGCUUAUCACUCGAUCAACAACGAAGAAGGAGCCUCAAAUCCAGCCGAUCCAUCCAACAAAGCUCGUCUAGACGCAAUUGCGAGGGCCGUCUUGAAAGCUUCAUCCAUCACCCCGAAUGUAGACAGUCUAACUCGAGAAGAUAUCCAAGCAGCUCACAUCUUGAUGAAGAUGAGUGGAGCUUCAUGGUCAAUUGGAGACGGGCAACCCAGUGAUGCUUCUGACAUCUUCGGCCUAGCCGGCUUGAAGCAAUCAAGCAUCAGCAACUCACCAUAUAAAGAGCACAAACCAGACGUGUUCACUGGAUCUAAAUUGUUCUCUUCCGAAGGAAAAAGGUCCCCCUCAGUCGAACCAUCACCCGAGUCUUCUCCGCCGAUAGAAUAUCUUGAUCGAAAAGUCGGGCCUCUCGGACCGUGGCCAUCUAGAGACUCUACUAUUGAGGAAUGGCAGCCGUUACUCACGAAAAUGAAUCUCAAACCCUGGCAUUAUCCGCCCCAAAAAGCGAAACCCGGCCACGCACCACAACACGGCUCGGUGAAGAGCGGGCUUCCAACGUGGAACUUUGUAAUGUAUAUCAUCCUCAACCGGAUUCCUGGCGGCCGUCUGAGGUACAAUGAGCUCUAUCGGCUGAGCCUUGCUCUGUGUCCGGCUCUCGGACCCGUUGACGACACGAAAAACAGCACUUGUCGACAUGGUCUUACGACAGGAACUGAAUUUGGGAUGGAUGAUGCUACUGGGGGUGGAAAGUGGCAUCGUAUCGCGACUCUGGCGGAAGAGGUGAAUGCAAAAAAGAAGAAAGCCAUAGAAGCGGCAGCAAAGAGAGCAAAGAAAGAGGAAAAAGCGCGAGAAAAGAAGGAAAAAGAAGAGGAAGCAAAGGAAGAGGAACCAAUGGAGAAGGGAGAAGGAAAAGAGAAGACAGCCAAAUCGCAAAAAUCAAAAGCCCCAAAACGCACACCGAAAAAGAAAUCAACAGGACAAAAGGCUAACAGCGAAGCAACCACAACCCAAACAGAAACACACGCAACCCAGAGUACCACGACGCAAACCAACCCAACCCCCCAAAACGAGGAAGAACCAGAACAGAGACCAGCCAAGCGCAAACGCACUCGAGACGCCAACUCCUCAGUCUCCGCUUCCCCCCGCCGCCGUCCCACCCCCACCCCGCCUCAAACCUCCGUCACCGCCGUCACCGCCGUCACCGCCCCCUCCACCUGGACCGAACCUCCACUCGCCCCUCCCACAGGAGUCCUCGGAAGAUCCCCACGACCCGAACCCGAGUCUUCAACCAAACGCACCCGCAAACCGAACCCUAGAUUCGAAGCUGGCCAGAACCCCACUCCCCCCAGCCGGAAGAGAAAGAGGUAG
Messenger RNA from Amorphotheca resinae ATCC 22711, 1608 nucleotides. RefSeq lists its product as hypothetical. Lineage: Eukaryota; Fungi; Ascomycota; Leotiomycetes; Helotiales; Amorphothecaceae. Bases 193 to 1608 code for a protein of 471 amino acids. The transcript has a single exon. The record is from RefSeq and is a predicted model, not a curated record.